CUCUCUUUCAAGUCUAAAAAAAGUAAGAAAAGAAAAGCAUAUACUCCCAAAAGGCCAAAACUAAGCUCUCUUCUUUCUCAUCAAUCCCAAAGCAGAGAUCCUAAGAAAACCCUCACUCAUCUCUCUCUCUCUCUCCCCACAAAUUCUUCUUCUUCUUCUUCUUCUUCUUCUUCAUGUCUGAUGAAAAUAGAGAUCUUCCAUCCCACUAUAACCCUUUCUACCAUGACCAAACAGGAACCACCACUGGAAGCACUUUUCCCUACUUCCUCCACAAUUAUCACUCCACCUACAACAAUCAACAAGUGGGAUUUGAUUUCCCUUCGAAUUACAUCAACUUAACUCAUGAUCAUAAUUCUUCACAUGCCACUUUAGAUCACUACAACUUGUCUUGUUCAUCGUCCGAAGUGAUUUGCCCGAUCGAUGGUGGUGGUUCGAAGAAGAGUGGCGGUGGUACUGUGGCAGAAUCAAGCGAUCAAAAUCCGUUAACGCCGGCGCACUCUUCACUAUCUAACUCCUCUUCCAGUGAAGGAGCAGCUGAAGUAAAAGAUUCUGGAAAGAGCAAGAAAGAUGAUCGUUGUGAAGAAGGAGAUGGCGAUGAUGGCGAAAAGAAUAACAAAGCGAACAAACCGAAGAAGAAAGCAGAGAAGAAGCAAAGGCAGCCAAGAUAUGCAUUCAUGACCAAGAGCGAGAUAGAUAAUCUUGAAGAUGGUUACAGAUGGAGAAAAUACGGACAGAAGGCAGUCAAGAAUAGCCCUUUCCCAAGGAGCUAUUAUAGAUGUACCAGUCAGAAAUGCACAGUGAAGAAAAGGGUAGAAAGAUCAUAUGAGGACCCAUCAACUGUGAUCACCACAUAUGAAGGACAGCACAACCACCACAGCCCGGCGACCCUCCGGGGAAACGCUGCCGGAAUGUUUUUCCCACCUUCCUCUUCCUUCCUCCAGGGAUCGUCAGUGGGGCCUAGCUUUCCUCAAAACCUCCUGUCUCAGAUGCUUCCUGUUAACCUAAAUACUAACCAGCAAGGUGACGAUCACAACCGCCCUAGCUCCAUGUACUAUCAUCAUCAGCAACAGCAGCAGCAGCUUCUUCAAUUUCCAGACUAUGGCUUAUUGCAGGACGUUUUCCCUUCAUUCGCCCGGAAACAGGAGCCUUGAUGAUACCUCUCUCUCUCUCUCUCUCUCUCUCUCUCUCAAUGAAUCUAGUUUUGGAUAUAUGUAUGUGAGUAUGUCUUAGUUCAAGUGAUAGUCUUCUUCGAUUGUCCUGUGUUUCGGAUUUCCGUAAUUCUCAUGCCAGGAACGCCGGAAGGUUGUAGAAUAUGCACAUUUUUCUAAUGUAUCUCUUUUGUUUUCUAA
This is a messenger RNA of Rhododendron vialii, 1349 nucleotides long. RefSeq names its product WRKY transcription factor 71-like. Bases 174 to 1151 code for a protein of 325 amino acids. NCBI's taxonomy places the organism in Eukaryota, Viridiplantae, Streptophyta, Magnoliopsida, Ericales, Ericaceae. The record is from RefSeq and is a predicted model, not a curated record. The transcript has 3 exons. Gene Ontology annotation, biological process: regulation of DNA-templated transcription. Gene Ontology annotation, molecular function: sequence-specific DNA binding; DNA-binding transcription factor activity.